AUGUUCUUGGACCACACAGGCCAGCGAGAAAAGAAUCUGGUCAAUGCAAUUCCCAAAGAGACGCCACUGACGUUAUCGACGCCAUCGGCAUUCUUCCACGGGACGGUGAGUAACAUCGCUUCGGUUCCAUCGCCUCUUGACUUCAUAAAGGUUUCUCUCAAUGCUGGGAACUUCAGCUGGGUUUUUUUGGUUGAUUGGGCGCUGCUAUGUGUGGUGUCACUGACGGUGAUAUUUUACUUGGGCAGGCUGUUUGCGUAUGCUAUUACGCUCAUAUUGGAAUGGUUGCUGUGGAGGCGAUGGCAUGUCAAGGUGAGCGUGGAGUCGGUACGAAUAGCACCUUUAAGCGGGAGCAUCGUAUUCAAAAACCUUUGCAUUAUUAAUAGAGACUACACAGUGUCGAUCCUUAAAGGAAGCAUAGCAUGGAGGUACUGGGAAUUUACCACUAGACGUUCACAGUACGAGAUAUUACAGCGGGAAAGUCCAGAGGACGGUGAGGAAGCGGAUGUAAAUUCGGUGAAGAAUCUCAAGCUGCCGUGCAGGUUUUUGCUAAGCUGUGAAGGGUUCGAAAUGUUCAUGUAUAAUAGAACGGUUGCAUAUGAUAAUAUCAUAAGGCUUUUCUCUAAGGAUGAGAAGGUUCAAUUUGAGAAGUUUUUGGAUGACCAGCAGAUCUCGCAGUUAUCGAGUACAGAUAGCGAGGGAAAUGGAGACAAAGAUCUUUCGGAGAGUUUGGCGUCAUCGGAAACAUCUAAUGCUACGGGGACGAAUGAUAGAGUUUUCGACGAAAUUUUUGGGAAGCAGAAGUCGUUGUUUAUGCGGCUUCUGCCCUUGGACGUGGAGUUGCACAAGGGUUCAUUUGUGCUGGGCAACAAAUUCACUCCAAGUCUGCUCGUUGCAAGUUAUAGUAAAGCUCAAGGUGUCGUAGACCUCUGUCUGCCGAGAGAAAAGCUGGACUUAUAUGGAAUGAAGUUCCAAGUGGAUUACAGAGACGUUGACGUCUCGAUAAAACAAAAUAUAGCAUACGAGCGCAAAAAGAGCACAUUCAAGAGCGGUAAGCUUCCCAAGCUAUGGAGAAGAUUCUUACAAACCGUGUACAACCCGCUGUUGAAAAGAUGGCACAGCCAUAGAAUGCAGCAUGACGAUCACUUCUUGCAGAGAUGGAAAGGGCUUUCCCUAUACAAGGGCCGGACUCGCGAUAAGGACCAGGAAGACCUGGAUAAUUUGCAUUACGAUUUUGCGAGUCAUGAGUACGCGCGGGUGAGCAGUGUACUAAAAAGUGCUAGGACAGUAGUAACAUACGAGUAUGAUAUACCAGGGAUCGUACCCCACGGAGCGCAUGCUACUUUAGAUGGUCCAGAUGUUGGCAACAGUGGUGCCCCUCCGGAAUAUGCCCUAGAUUUUCAGUUGCAUGGGGCGACUUUGUGCUAUGGUCCUUGGGCACACAGGCAGAUUCAACACUUACAAAAAUUAUUAUCGCCCAUUGUAGCAAAAUCAUCGAAACCUGUAAAAACGUUAAGUCCUGGAUCAAGAAGGAUAUACACCGUCUUUAAGACCACAUUUACUGUCCUCGAAGAUUCAAGCUGGCGUAUACCGACAAGAGAAAGAAGUAAGGAUCAGGAAUUUCUUAAGCAUUAUCGAGAAACGAGGGAGGAUUAUAGGCCUUUUGGGUGGCUUGAUUUGAAAUUCGCUAAUGGAUCUCUUGGUAGCGUAACAACAACAUUAUGUCCCACCGAGGAGGGCUUCCCCAACAAGAUGACAAUUCACUUCGUGGAUCUGGAGGCUAUUUCAAGUGUUAAUCAUGAUAGGCUAUUAAAAUGUCAGGUUUUCGAUGUUCUAGGUGAUCUGGGAUAUCCCCUUGGCUGGAAUAGUGACACGACAUGGGCGAUAGAGCUUACGUCUGCCCAGCUUGAAACGUUCCUAUUGAGAGAGCACAUUACGCUGAUCGCUGAUGUCUUUUCGGACUUUUCAUCUGGAGAGCCAACACCAUAUGAGCUCUUUAGACCCUUUGUUUACGAUAUCAGAUGGGCAAUUAAGGGUUAUUCGCUAUACUUGAAUGUUAAUGAUCACAACAUUGUCAAUAAUCCCUUAGACUUCAACGAGAAUUGCUAUCUGUCUUUGCAUGGCGAGGAUCUUUCCAUUGAUGUUACGGUUCCUAAUAACUCAAUUACCGGAACGAUCACUGAAGUCUCUUAUCAAAUCUCGACUUCGAUGUUUCGACUGCAGCUGAACACACCCCCUUGGAAUACUCUCAAUGAAUUCAUGGCGAACAAGGAAGUAGGGAGAUCUUAUGAUUUCACUGUACGAGGAGUAUACAUUUUCUUCUCUGAACUGGACAUUGAAAAUGUCGACACAGUAUCUGUCGAAUGCUCAAGCAUGGGGACAACGCUGCAUUGUUAUGGGUUUGUGAUGAGAUAUCUGAUGAAUGUCAAGAUGAAUUAUUUCGGUGAUUUCUUCAACUUCAUCACGUCAGAAGAGUAUACAGGUGUUAUUCAGGCUAAAGAAACUCAGAAUCUUGCUGAAUUGCAGCAAGAAUCGCUCCGAGAUGGAGAUGGCUCAACUUUCAAUACUACCGAAACAAAAGGGCAGGCCCAGAACGUAAGGAAUAAUCCUCCUUUCAAAAGAUCAGCUGUUAAGCGGAACACAAAUGAAACGGAUAUCUGGUUCGUCUUUUCUGUAUGGGAGGGAGCUCUUGUAUUACCGGAGACUCUUUAUAAUUGUGAUCCCUGCAUUGUUUUGCACUUUGGUGAGCUGACCGUUGAUUUGAGGAGUUGUAAUUAUUACAUGGAUUUGCUGGCAACUAUGAAUAAUACAUCAAUAAAGCGAUAUGUGUCUCGGCAACCACAUGAAAUUUUUGAACUGAUACACAAAAAUAAUGGCCGCUUCGAGCAGGAACACGGAUCAUUGUCCACUUUGACCAUUCAUGGUCACAGGAUGUAUGGCUUGCCGCCCAAGGAGCCUACAUACUUUUGUCAGUGGGGAAUCGAUAUUGACAACCUCGUUAUUCGCUCAGACGCGGAAUUUGCAAAGGGUUUUUUCACACUGUUCAGUGGUAUUGCCUUCGGAUACAGUAAUCUUGAGAAUACUUUACUGUACGACGUCGAAGCUCCCGACGAUAUGACAUCAGUGACCGUGAGGGCUCGCAACUUGAACUUUGUAAUCGACGAUGAGCAUAGCAAAAUACAAGCAACGGUAAUCGUUCCAUCUGUUACUUUCACAGCAAUCGAUUUUGAGAAUGAGAGAUACUCGCAAAGAAUUGACCUUAAGAUUCCCAAGUUAAACAUCUCUUUAGGCACAUCAGGUAAAAGUGACGAAACAGAGAGCUUGUUCGAGUUGACUAGUAAAUUGUGCUUUACCACUUUCAUUCAGAGACGAGACUUCGCCGAACAUCGAGAUAAGCAGAGGAGCUACAUAGCAUUGAAUGAUUCUCCAUUUUACAGGUGCUCUUUUCUCCUUCCUUGCUACAUCCAGCAAUCACCGUUGUACACAGAGUUGUUGGGAAGCAUAUCCCCCUCCUCAUCGCUUCCACCGCUGCCCUUACCGCUGCUGCCUGAAACUAUUGAUUUCAUUAUCGAAGAUCUACUUGGAGAGUUUGCGGCUGGCUUGAAAUGUGAUUCUGACACUCAAGACUCGCUUGGACAUUCAGAAGCUUUGGGAUCUUCCUCUAGUUCGCCGUUACACGGCUCUGAACGAUCUGCUCAGGAGUUUUAUGACCAUAAAGGACUAGUGCCCAUGCAUUCAUCUUUUGAUCCUUCCAAUCGCUAUGAGAAUAUUGUCUUAAACAUCGAAUUCCUAGCUAUCGAGGCUAAUCCCUCUUUGUGCUCUCAUAUUGUCAAAUUCUUCGACAAGUUCUGGCAGGUAGGCACGGUAGAUGUGAUUGACGAAAUUGAAAUGUCCAUAGUAAGGAGGUUAGGCCAUUUAAACAGCAGAGAUUCCAUCUGCAACUCGAAAGUUUACGUUGGGGACAUCAACUUUUUUUGGGGAAGCAAGGAUGCGAAAGGUUUCGAGCUAUAUUUUGAUAAAUUUGAUUUUGAAAUGAGCCAAGAAGGCGAAGAUAUGCAUAAUGAAUAUAUUGGCGGUGGGCUCUUCAUAUUGAGCAAGCUUAGAUCUUUAAGAGCGACAGUAUUUGAUCGAGGUUUCACAGAAGGUGUGGAAGAAAGGCCGCCAGCUUUAUCUCUGGCAAUCGAAGGAUGGGAAGCCUUUUCUUCAAAAACAGAUUCUGUGUUUUGCUCCAUCAGUUCAUUGUCAACCGAUGUUACGGUCGAUGAAUCUCAGCUAGAAUGGCUGGUGCUCUAUGUCAGCGAACAGUAUCGUACCAUUAGAGCAAUGUUGACGUCAUUCCAAGAGAUGCACAACUAUUGGAAGAGCGUUCGUAAAGACCUGCUUUGUAGUAUAACUGCAGCGAGCGAGUUUUAUCAGAUUAGCCAUGACCCAUACGUGAUUACGAAACCAGCCUUUAUUAUGCGGCUAUCAAACGGACAUGUAAGAGAAAAUCGAAGCUGGAGAAUUAUUACUCGUUUGCGCCACAUUUUAACGUAUUUGCCUGCGGAUUGGCUGGACAACAGUCAAUUUCAAAAGGUACAGCAGCAGUCAGCAAGUAGUGCAGAGGAUGUUUUCGUUUCUGUUUUCUCUAAUUGGCGGAGCUGGGAAGUUUCCGAUGUUACUCGAUCUUACAUUUACCAGAAGAUUUUUCUAUCCGACGAUUAUCUUGCUAAUCCCCAAUUCAUGAAGAAAGCCCUCAAAGUCAAUUUUUAUUCCUUCUUCUUUACAGUGUACAGCGAAGGCUAUAGAGUAGCCCAUAACUUCGUCAUAACCAGGGCAAACAUUGGGGCUGAAGAACUCUUCAUCAUACACGAUUCGACCACACAAACCAUUACGAAUUAUGAUAAGACGAUCAAUGUUUCAGUAAGUUUGGGUGCUUUGAAAGGCGAGUUGAAUGAACAGCUUUUGAAGAUAUUUCGAGUGUCCCAUAUAGAUGACACGAAAGGGCCUAAUGACAACUUUCUUGGCACGACCAGUUAUAGACUUAACCUUCUUCUGGCUUUCGAGAGGAGCGAGCUGCAGUUUGUCCUUGCCAAGACGCGGCUCACAAAUAGAAUUAUUAAUGGCAAAGUUACUAUAUUACUUGAGAAACUAAAGGAUUCUGCUACGGCCGCUUUGUCUGUUGCAUUCUAUGCGAAGAGAUCCGAAUCGUGGCUAAAACAUGCGGAUGCCGUUUUGGCUGAAGUAUUGUCACGAGAACUUUGCACGACUGCCACUGCCGAUCUGUGGUGUCAUUCAAGAUCAAUGAUUAUUAACACACAAUGUUCUGAUUGUCAUUUUCGCGCAAUGACCAGCACUGCAUUGCUCGUCAAAUCGGUUGAUGAGAUCCUGGACAGUGUCAUGAGGAUUAAGCAAGAAUUCAAGCAAAUUUCACCAGAAGUUCAAGAUACCAAAGAACAAACUGCAAGAUCAAUGAUGGAUACUGCGAUGACAUUCAGUUUUACCAACAUAACUGCUGAAAUCAUGGCCUUAUCGCCAUUUCUUUUGCGAUUUGAGAUGAAGCAGCUUGCAAUAUAUCUAAACAAGCUGGAAAGUAAUGAAUUGCUGAUCAGCAUGUGGGAUUCGAGCAUACAUCUCAAAUCCCACCAAACUACAGAGCAAUACUUAAACUUUGCGCUAAGUGACCUACAAAUGAAAUUCAAUUUGCCCGAAAGAUCAAGCGCAAUGCUUGGCAUUGGAUUAUCGAGCUCCCUUAUGAAGCUAACAUUCUCUGAACCACGCAGGAUAUUAUCAAGUUUUCUACAGGACGAAAAGUUAAUUGGAGACAGUUUUUCUCACAUGGAAAGAUUACUGUCGAAGUAUACUAUACCUGCCAAUAAGAGCGGUAAUGCUCGAAGUACCAAAUGGUCUCUGGAUGCCAAUCUGAAUUAUUUGGGGAUUCUCAUUCCAAUGUCCUCGACUUUUUUCGUGUUGGAAUUACACAUGCUCUUGGCGGCCAUAAGCAAUUUGGCUCAUGCCAAAGUUGACAAGGCGAAUCCUGUUCUGGGGCAGAUCUCUGUCGAGAACUGUUUGCUGCUAAUUAAGGACCCUCUGCUUCCGGUGGGCUUAUCAAAAUUACUUGAUUUCUCGAUUAGACUUACGACUUCCCAAAAAGUGCAAGGUUCCCCAAAUUCAUAUCAAGUCGAAAGCUCUCAUUUUAGGGUAUGCUUAUCACCACAGUCGCUCGUACAAGUAUUAUGGGGCGCUCAUCAAAUGCAAGCACUCUUGCAGUAUUUCAGAAAGCACAGGAAAGACUCGAUUUCACUGCCCUUUUUCGCAAAUGGUCACAAACCACCUGUGGAACUACCUAUUGCUUUUCGAUCGAUUCAUAUCCUAUCUUAUAACUUGUGCAUAGGAUGGAUAUUCCAACUUGGCGAUGACACUGAAUCUGGCCUGAUGCUGGGGUUUGACAGAUUGUUCUCUGCGUACGAGAAAAACUGCGGGAAGCUUACGUUGAUUGACGGCUAUCUCUCUGUGGCUAAUGGCGACUCCACCGAUACGUUUUACUCCCGUGGUAACGAGAAAAGCAGUUAUAAUCGAAGCUUCCUACCUAGUGUACAAGUCGCUUUUUGGUUAAAGCAAGCAGGGUCAAUGAAAGACCUAUUUAUUAGGAUAAAAGGAGAGGCAUUGGAUGUCAGCUACCUCUCGACAUCUGUGAGUAUUGUCGAGGGAACUUUAGCGUCAAUUCAGAAAUUUCAAACUUUGAAAAAAGAGAGGAUGCAUCACGGUAGUGAAAUUGCGCGAAAUAGGUCAGAUUCAAAUAACGCAGCGUAUGACGUUUCUCCAUUUUUGUCCCAUAUAAGGCUAAUUGAUUGUCAAUUCAAUUACUUGGGUGGGAUUUUCAAGAUUUACUCGCCAGAUGAUUUGACCAGAAAUGGAGAACCUUCGCUAGAGGUCAAGUCACCCAGUGUCACAAUUACGCUUAACUACAAGCACGAUGUUCCUCAAGAUAAACCUCACUGGCUUAGAUGUCUCAUAACGAUUGACCCAACUCACAACAUAUUGUACUCUAAAUGUGUUCCUCUUUUGAGCGAUUUCAUCGAAACAACUCGAAGUCUGAUUGAAAAGCUUGGUGCAGAUGAGAGCCGCAAGGAAUAUAACCAAGGUAUUGACUAUAUGGGUUUAUUAGACACUUUCGAUAUCGCAUUCAAGGUGAGAUCCGGCAAACAGCAAUUGAGUUUGAGCUGCGACCCAAGGGCCAAGGUUCAAGCAGAUGUUGGAUUUGAUUCCUUCAAUUUUGGCGUCAUAACCAAUGAUGUGCUAGAAAAUAGGUCAUUAGGUGUGUCACUUUCAAUAGAAAAGAUCCGAUCCUCCGUUCGCCAUAUCUUCUCAAGAGAGACAAGUGCAUCUUUUGACAUCGAUUUCUUCGAUUUGACAUCCAUCUUUGCCCAUCCUAACAUUUAUGCUGUCGCUUUAGUGUCUGAUAUCAAGGUUUUCUUCAACAUGAAGCAGCUCCAGAACCUAAAUUUAUUCCUGGAUAUUUGGCGACUGAAUGGUAAACUUAGUGCAGGAGCCCAGCACAAGGAUAGUGAAGGAGGUAGACAGGUCAAAAAUCCUAGUGCAACCCAAAGAAAGAAGGCGUCCCCGAUCAGUUUUUCUGUCACUUUAAUCUUUAAUACGAUCAAGGGUGAUAUCAAUUUAGGACCUUCUCUUGGUGUUCUUUCUCUCCAGCUAGGAAGAAUAUGGUUUGCGACCGACCAUUUCGCUGGGCAUAAACACGUCUUGCACGCUUUUGCUGACCAAUUGUCAAUUCAAUCCAAAGGAAGAUUUUCAGGCGCUCUCAAACUGGAGGAUGCGGCAUGGAUGUCAGAGGUUCGUUGGCCGAUGGUCGAACCACUGCAUGAGACCCCGGAGAUGUCGCUGUCCUUGACUAUCGCCAGGAUUGCAGUAAAAUCUGCUUUUGAUUAUCAUAUGUUCUUGAUCGGAACUGUGGAUCAAGUAAAGUUCAAAUUGCGCAAUGAGUCAGAUUCGUAUGGUAUUUUGCCGGAUCUGCUAGUGGUCAAUCUGUCCUGCAAUGAGAUGAACCUAUGUGCCACCGCACUGACGGCUGCUAACAUCCUUGACAUCUACAACACCAUUACGCGUAUGAGACGGGACAAUCGCAUAUCUUAUACAGAAACACUCAAAGAAUCUAAUACAGCGGAAGGAAGAUUACCAUUACGUUAUGAUGACAUUUUGGAGUCAUUGAACUUGGUGCGAACUGAUUUGUCAGUCGAUGUUGCAAGUUUCAAAACACAAAUUUCUCCAAUUUCGCUUUUUGACCUGGAAGUUUUGGUGUUAAGUAUUGAGAACGUUUGUGCUCGCUCAGAAACGAAAUCAGGCACUAAGCUGAAAACUGAGUUGCACCUUCAAUUCUCAAAUGCUAGCGCGUCUCUUUCAACAUCCAAAAACGAAUUGGAUGAGGAUGCUAUCUCUAAAAUAUCAGUUGAAGAUUACAUGCUAUAUGCGGCAGAGAUCAGAGGUGGGACAAUAGUCAAAAUACCUAGGCUCCUCAUCAGUAUGACAACCUGGCAGACACCCAAGAGUGACAUUAUAGAGUAUUUGUUUACGUGUCGCUUCUUUGAUAGGGUUGCUGUCAAAUGGAACCUGGGACCCGUCGAUUUCAUUAAAGAGAUGUGGUCUACAUAUGUCAGAUCGUUGGCCGUUCGUCGGGCUCAAAGCAGUGAACAUGGACAAGUUGGAGAUGAAGAGCUGCAGGCGGCCAGCAAACCUGGGAUGGAGGAGAAACCUAAGUUUCAGUACGUUCCAUUGGAUGAACCCUACAUAGAAAUGCCUCAAAUCAAAGAUCUGGGAGACGCCACUCCUCCAAUUGAAUGGUUUGGUGUUCAUAGAAAAAAUUUGCCCGCAGCAACUCAUCAAGCGGCAAUUAUUUUGAUUCAGAAAUUGGUUCAUGCAGCGGAGAAGGAAUAUGCUAAGGUUCUUGAAUAG
Molecule: messenger RNA, 8943 nt
Organism: Torulaspora globosa
Lineage: Eukaryota; Fungi; Ascomycota; Saccharomycetes; Saccharomycetales; Saccharomycetaceae
Gene: CSF1
Product: Csf1p
Exons: 2
Coding region: 1-8943 (2980 amino acids)
Biological process (GO): fermentation
Cellular component (GO): membrane
Source: RefSeq, a predicted model, not a curated record